UAUAAACUAAAUUAGUCCUCUUUAAUAAAGGGAAAGGCUUUAUUAACUUUGUAGAUCUCAGACUCUAGAUAUCUAUCUAGAUCUAGAAUAUCGUUUCUGUGUGUAGACUCUAUUAAAUUAUUAUAUUUAUUAAAGAUCUAGACCUGCAUUAUGUUUCUCAAACCCUUUCGGGUAAAGACAAAAACGUCUGUAAAAAGCUCAGACAGGAAGAAACUAAGAUCAGAUAUUCAGCAAAGUUUCCCUAGUUUGACUGAAGAGGAUGUGCUCAAGUUGCUACCUCAGAAGGAGGAGAUGACUCUUGUUAAGAUCAAUACACAUGCAGAUGAAAACAUUGUUGUUUACACUGUGGGGAAAAAUCCAUUGUUUUUUGAAAAUUUCAAAAUCUUGUAUCCAACAGUCUAUACACUCUGGCAAUUUCCAGAAAUUCUCCAAGCUUUCAGAACUUGGCCCCCAGUCUAUGAAAAACUCCAAAAAGGAGCUGAUUUAAUGCUGCCCGGUGUUGUGCCAGACAAUGAACCAUCUCCUAAAAUGUUUGGUAAGCUCCAGAAAGGUGACCUGGUAUCUAUAAAGAUUGCUGGUAACAAGUCUCCAGUUGCUAUUGGCAAAGCAUUACUGAGUGGAGAGGAUAUGUACAUGUCUGCCAUGAGAGGGAAGGGUGUUAGUGUCCUGCAUAUUAUGGGAGAUACCUUGUGGGAAAUGGGAGAUAAGUCUAGACCGCCCAUGAUUCCAGAGACCUUGCCUAAUUCCUACUGUGAAGAGGAAGUAGAAAAUACGAAGACAACUGAAGAAACGGAUCAGUCUGAAAAUACCAUAGACAAUGCAAUUUCAGAUUUAAAGAUGGAGGAGACAGAAGCACGUGGGGCCUGUAGUUGUGGGGAAACAAGUCAGAAUGAUGUCCUUGAUGAGAGUGAUGAGGAGAGAAACCCAACUGAGCAAAUGGAUGAUCUUCUCAACUUUUGUUUUGCUUGUGCUUUGAAAUCGAAAAUAAAGAAGAAUGACCUCCCCUUACUUACUGGAAAUUUAUUAAGAAAUUAUAUGCAGCCUUUUAGUGGAGGCAAGCAACUAGAUUUGAAGAAAUCUUCUUUCAAAAAGCUCUCCAAAUUUCUCCAGAGUAAAGUGAAUGAUGGCUAUAUAGUUGUAAAAGAACAGAGCAAAGGUGUUGAUGUCAUUACAGAGAUAGAUAAAACACAUCCUGGUGUGCGGGACAUACAAGUUCCAGACAUUGUAGAAGCUGCAGAAGCUAUAUCUGAGGAGACCAAUGAAGAUGGAUCCUACCAACCUUUGACCUUUACUGAUGUAUAUUUAGUGAAUGCUGCCACUCUGGAUUUAUUUAAAGAGUCUGGGAUCUGUAAAGGCGAUGCAUUGCAGAUCUCUGAUGUUAGGCAACAUGUCAUCAAUUAUAUCAAGACCAAUAACUUACAAAAGGAGGAUAAUCCAAAAUUGGUCACUUUGGAUCCAAUACUUGCUCAUAUUAUACUGAAGCCAGUUGAAGGUGACCUUGACCAAAUGAACUGGGAGCAAGUGAUUAACAGAGUUGUGGGCAAAAUGCAAGCAGGUGUUGCCAUAAGUUCUGGAAGUAGACCACCAACUAUAAAAAAGACAAAAAUAGAACCAAUCAAACUUGAAGUAGUUAUGAGGGCAUCACAGAAAAAGGUGACAAUAGUAGACAACCUAGAAGAAUAUGGGCUUGACCUUCGUGUGUUUUCAAAACUCGUACAGAAGUCUGUAGCCUGCAGUUGUACAAUUGUCACACCUGAGCAGAAAAACAAGGGUCCACAAGUUCAUGUCCAAGGCAACCAAGUCAAUUUCGUUUACAAUCUUUUAACAGAGAAGUAUAAAAUACCCAAGAGAUAUGUGACAGGUUUGGAGAAUGCUCCCAAGCAGAAAAAAAGAUGAUAAUGGACUGAUAUUGGUGUUAGUUAUAUGCAUAUUAGGUCUAUUGUUUAUCUCUGUGAAACCAUUGCAUUUAGGUUGCCAUCUCACAGUCACUUUUUUAUCAAAUUGGCUACUGAAAUAAUUCAAUCAUGAGAAAUAAAAAAAUUAGUACUGAA
Molecule: messenger RNA, 2051 nt
Organism: Biomphalaria glabrata
Lineage: Eukaryota; Metazoa; Mollusca; Gastropoda; Planorbidae
Product: eukaryotic translation initiation factor 2D-like
Exons: 17
Coding region: 151-1896 (581 amino acids)
Biological process (GO): translational initiation; formation of translation preinitiation complex
Molecular function (GO): RNA binding; translation initiation factor activity
Source: RefSeq, a predicted model, not a curated record